Messenger RNA from Fusarium verticillioides 7600, 1464 nucleotides. RefSeq lists its product as hypothetical. Lineage: Eukaryota; Fungi; Ascomycota; Sordariomycetes; Hypocreales; Nectriaceae. The transcript is spliced from 4 exons. Gene Ontology annotation, biological process: transmembrane transport. Gene Ontology annotation, molecular function: transmembrane transporter activity. The record is from RefSeq and is a predicted model, not a curated record. The coding region runs from base 1 to 1464 and encodes 487 amino acids. Gene Ontology annotation, cellular component: membrane.
AUGUCGGACAAGAUCAACGAAAUUGGCGGUCCGAGGAUCAGCCAGGAUGAGAACCCCAAGAGUGAACAACAAGCAUUCGAUCCGAUAUUCGAGAAAAAGGUCAUUCGAAAGGUUGACCGAAAUCUUGUCCCGAUCCUCUUCUUGCUCUUCCUUUGCGCGUUCAUAGAUCGAAUCAACAUCGGAAAUGCUCGAAUCCAAGGCUUGGAAGCUGACCUCAACAUGUCGGGCGAAGACUACAACAUCGCGCUAUUCACCUUCUUCAUCCUCUACAUCCUCCUCGAAGUCCCGUGCAACAUCCUACUCAAGAAUAUGCGACCUUCGCUGUUUCUCUCGGCCAUCAUGACAGGUUGGGGUAUCGUCACAAUCUGUCAAGGACUCACUCAAUCAUUCGCUGGACUGAUUGCAUGCCGCGUUAUAAUCGGUGGUCUUGAGGCUGGCUUCUUUCCGGCGUGCGUGUACCUCCUUAGCAUGUACUACUGCCGACACGAGUUGCAGUGGCGUUUCAACCUCUUCUUCUCAGCCAGUAUCGUCGCUGGAGCGUUCAGUGGUCUGUUGGCUUAUGCCAUCGCUCACAUGGACGGGAUUGCUGGCUAUGGUGGUUGGAGAUGGAUCUUCAUCAUCGAAGGCGCCGCUACAGUUGUUAUUGCCAUCUGGAGCUAUUGGAUGGUUCCAGACUGGCCCGAGACUGCUAAAUUUCUCAACGACGAUGAACGAGCGCUGCUUGUUGACCGUCUUGCGGCGGAUAAAAAGGACACUCACAUGAACACAUGGGAUAAGAGAACAGCGAAGAGAAUCUUUUCGGACGUCAAGAUCUACCUCGGUAUCUUGAUGUACAUGGGAAUUGUCACGACCAGCUACUCCGGUUCCUUCUUCACCCCAACUAUCCUCAAACAGCUCGGCUGGACGUCCAUCCGGGCUCAAAUCAUGUCGAUCCCCAUUUUUCUGUUCGCAACCGUGUGUGCGCUUGUUGCCGCUGUCGCUAGCGACAAGACAAAGCAUCGUUCGGGCUUUAUCCUUGGAGGCUGCCUUUUCACGACUGUCGGGUAUGUCAUUCUGCUCAACAUGAUGUCUGUCAGCGUCGGGAUCCGAUACAUGGCGCUCUUCUUCAUUGUCGCUGGUGGGUAUAUCGCCCAGCCAAUCGUCUUGGUCUGGGUGAGCAACAACAUGGCAGGCCAUUAUAAAUUGGGUGUAGCUUCUGCGAUGCAGGUUGGUUUCGGCAAUAUUGGUGGAAUCAUUGCUAGCAAUAUCUUUGUCACAACUCAAGCGCCCACAUACCCACUGGGAUUCGGCUUAGGUCUUGGCCUUGUUUGGCUCUGUGGACUUAGCUCUCUUGUCUUUUUGUUUUAUAUCAGACGAGAGAAUAGGUUAAGAGAUGAGGGUAAAAGGGACCACAGAUACAACUUACCAGAGGAUGAGAAGAACAAUUUGGGGGAUGACCAUCCAAGCUUUCGCUUUACAUAUUAG